Clarias gariepinus (North African catfish) is the source of this 5289-nucleotide messenger RNA. It is a transcript of the gene svilc, whose product is annotated as supervillin c. The transcript is spliced from 30 exons. Gene Ontology annotation, molecular function: phosphatidylinositol-4,5-bisphosphate binding; actin filament binding. Gene Ontology annotation, cellular component: cytoplasm; actin cytoskeleton. Bases 297 to 4778 code for a protein of 1493 amino acids. Gene Ontology annotation, biological process: barbed-end actin filament capping; actin polymerization or depolymerization; actin filament severing. NCBI's taxonomy places the organism in Eukaryota, Metazoa, Chordata, Actinopteri, Siluriformes, Clariidae. The record is from RefSeq and is a predicted model, not a curated record.
CCGAGGUGUCGUGCGCAUGCGCAAAGCUCGCAUGGCUGGCCUGGCACAGCUGAGCUGAAACGUCUGGAGAGCAUUGUUGCGUCCUCAAAGGAGCGACCACAAUGGUAGACGGCUGUCUGAUUAACAGAGCCAGCUCCUCUCCCAGCUGCUGAUUGGUCAAGGUUUCCUGCGGUCCUGACUCCUCCAAUUUUUUCUCCCUCUCUUUGAAGUUAGGAGCUUAACUAGACCUCAGGGUCAGUAGAAGCCCUAUUAACAGAGCUUGCAGCAGAACGCGCUUAGGCUCCCAAGACAGGAAGAUGGAAAGUUCAGCGACAGAGUCCCGGGCCGAGAGGAUCGCACGAUACAAAGCUGAAAGGAGGCGAGAGCUGGCGGAGCGCUACGGAAACAAGGAGGAGGAGCUUCCAUCUAAGUGGUCAAAGAGAGAGAGAGAAGGCCAUGGCGCACACAACGAUUCCACCUGUUCUGACAGGAGCCAAUCACGUGGAGUUAACAAGGACGUAAGGGCACGUGGCGAAGCCUUGUUUGAGGAAGAGCCUAAACUGUCAAAUGGAUACCACGGAGAUGCUAAACCCGAGAAGGCCAACCUGAACAGGCAGUGCGUGUUGGACUCAUCCAACAUGCUGGCUACGGAAAAACCUCCUGACCCUGACAUGCUGCAGCUUCACACUCGUGUAUCAGUGGGUGAACUGAAACGGGCCCUGUUGCAGCAAUGCUCAAGCUCAGCUGCCUCUGAUAAAGUACCUGAAGGUGGAGGCUUCGAUGCUCUCCCUGACCCAUCACCGAAAGCAGGAUCCGAUGGCAGUCGUCGGCGGACGCGGCGCUACCUGCCAGCGGGGGCUGCCGGGAGCCGUAAAACCAGCGAGCGUUUCCGAACGCAGCCAAUCACUGCCUCCGAGAUGCAGGACAGCUGCGGAAACAUGGACAAUGCAGAGCAAGAAAAGUCAGCGGACGUAAAGACGGACGAGAGAGCCAUGAUGAGCGUUGCUGCCAAGAUGUCCCUGUUUAAAGAGUUGGAAAAGACCGCAGCUCCUGAGGCUUCCUCUUUCCUGAGGCCUCGUUUUAGCGGCAGCUUCAGGGAACCUCGAGUUCGCAGAGCUCCCACUCAACCGAUCAACACUGAGGAAACAAAAGUGACUGACAGCGCUCACGUUGCUGUGCCAGGGGAUGCCCGGACAGAACAGACUGUGGCAGAGGCCGAGCAGGACGACGCCAGCUCCAAGCUUUCCCUGAGUGAGAAACUGGCACUCUUCAAUAAACUCUCUGAGCCAUCCAUGCCUAAAGGUCCAGGAGGUCCUAGAGGGCCUGGUGGGACCAGCGGUUCUGUUGGGGCUUCGGAGAGACGCAGGCAGAAGGGAGCGCGUUACAGCACACAACCCAUCACUGCAGAUGAAGUCAACCUGGUGCACAAAGGCCCUGUCUUGCUUCCUUCUCUAGAUCUGCCUUCUGGCAUCGUUGAGCAGCAACAGGAUCUCUCUGUCAACCUCAAGCCCAGCGAAAUACGUCUGUCCGGUUCACAGUCCAAGCCAACUGAAGAUCCCGAAUCCAAGACUGCUGUGCAGGUCAAGGGCAUCCUGAAGAAGGCCACCACUGAAGACGGUGGCUUUAAGACUAGGGCCAAGUCCAACAGCAUCCCUAAUGGACAGGUGCCAGUACAGAACGGACUGCGCAACGAAAAGAUGACACUAGUUACAGCAGGAGAAUAUUCUCCAGCCCCACGUUCUACUGCCCCUUGGAGGCAAAGAGCAAGGAAGGAUGGCAGUGGUUCCUCUCAGAGAUGUCAGAGGCCCAGCUCCCUGACUGAGGACUGCCUUUUAACACUGAGCACCAAAGACAGGUUGUCUGAAGUUCAGGGAGGCACAGAAGAAGACGAGCAAAGCAAUGGAACGAUGUGCAGCGUGCCACCCAGCAAGGAUGAGAGCAGCAUUGCACACGAGCCUCCAGCUCAGUGUUGGAAGCCUGUCUAUUCCUCUGUUUACUCUCCUCCUAGCACUCCCUCUCAGUACAAGAUGUUUUUUAAUGAGAGAAGUCUGUCAUACGAAGCUCAGGAGGUUCCCUCACCCACUCAAACGCAACCACAGGAACAGCGGAGAGAUAAGGAGAGCUCUGUGAAAUCUGAGGCUCCUGAGCAGAAAGCGGCUGAGACACAAUCAAAGAGUUUUGACGAAACGCAGGAACCCCAGCAGCCCGUUGCCAUGGAGAGAGGCAAAGAGGUCGUGACCUCUGAUGCCCCCUCAUUCCCUGAGUGUCAGAGCAGUUCAGGAGAUGCAGAGCAGGAUCUAAGUACCGUCUGCCUGUUGAACACUCAUAUAUUGAGCUCUGCAGUAGCAGAGCAUCGUCGCUCGGUCCGGCCGUCCCGUCGUACUCAGAGCUCAAGGAAUCCAUUACGUGUUCUCGCAGCCAGAAACGACGUCACGCAUGACCUCAUGCAGGCCCAUGGAGACCCCACAGCCAUGGAAAUCAAUAAAGUUGAAAGGAACCACAGCUCCACUAACACGUCGUCCGCCAAGACUGUUCCAAACACUGUACCCUACAAAAACCUGAUGCUAAUCCUUGUGAAAGGAUGCAGACGAGUACAGGUACGCUUGAUGGAGCCGGUAGCUCGCUCACUGAACAGCGGGGACUGCUUCCUGCUGGUCACUCCAUCUCUGUGCUUCCUCUGGACAGGGCAGCUGUCUAACACCUGCGAGAGGGAGAAGGCCUCCGCCAUAGCCUCACUGGUCGUGUCCCAGCGGGAUCUGGGUUGCCAGGCAACAGAUGUCAUUCACCUGGACGAGGGAUUAAACACGGAUGACCCGCAGGCUGCAGACUUUUGGAAUCUUUUGGGAGGAAAAACCUCUUACAAUGGCUGUUCCGAUGACGAUCAGCAGUAUGAGACGGCGAUCACAGAAUCGAACUGUGUGUACAGGUUUCAGGGAGACAGACUCCUCCCACACGAGCAGGGCUGGGCCUCGAUGCCACGCCUGUCUCUGCUGGACUCCUCCCAGAGCCUGCUGUUUGACUUUGGCAGUGAGCUCUACUUGUGGCACGGGAAAGACGUGUCCCCCAGUGACAGGAAGCUGGCACUGCAUUUGGCUCAGCAGGUGUGGAGUGGAGAUUAUGACUACACCAACUGCAGAAUGAACCCCCUUGAUCCUUUUGGGAACAACACCCAGAUUCAGCGAAAGGGCAUGGGGCGGCCGGAUUGGGCUCUGUUUGGCCGUGUGUUUGAGCAAAACGAGACCGUUCUCUUCAGGGUGAAGUUUGCGGAUUGGUGUAAAAAGGUGGAGGAUGCGACUCCUAAUGGACAGGAACUCAAGCAGUCUUCCUGUCUCGUGGACUGUCCACCUGACACGUGGUCAUGUGAUGCCAAAGCCCUGUUUGCUGGAAAGUGUGUAUCAGGAGCAGAGCCCAUCAUUCUACAUGGUGUGAAUGUGCAGAGAGGGCGGGACUUGGUCACCCUUGGCGAUGGCCUGCAGGCAAACCUCAGCACCGUUUCUGUAGAAAGUUGGCACACUGGCAUGGGAGAAGAUUGCCGAGUGGCUUCAGAGAGCAUAGGGCAGUUACAUGAGGACAGCACGUACGCUAUACGCUGGACGUACCGCCUCAGUGCUACCGGCAUCUCUGAGGAUCAAAGUUCAGACCAGGAAAGCUCUGCCCUUUUCAUCUGGCAGGAACGGCACUCGCAGAUUAACGACCCGGACCCGUCCCUGCCCUCAUCCUUUGCGAAGGAGCCUCGGGUGAAUGUAAAGAAAGGGGAGGAGCCACCAUGUUUUCUGCAGCUUUUCCAAGGAGGGCUGGUCAUUCACAAAGGACACAGCAAACACACAGGUGACUGGCGUCUCUUUUGCGUGAGGGGUGCAGUGCCUUCAGAGGCCAAUCUGUUGGAGGUGGAGUGCUGUACCUCCAGCCUGCGCUCGCGUGGUUCUGUGCUUCUGAUAAACAUCCAGCAGGCGGCACUCUACCUGUGGCACGGCUGCAAGGCCCACGCCAGUGCACGUCAAGUCGCCAAACAUGCCGUCCAGCAGCUCAUACACACACGUCCUCCUGAGAUGGGAUUGAGCAACAGCACUCCGAACGUUCAGGAAGUAGAGGAAGGGGCGGAGCCUGCGGAGUUCUGGAAUGCUAUUGGGCCACAGGACAGGAAAGCUUAUGACUGCAUGUUGCAAGAUCCGGGCAAGUACAAUUUUACCCCCCGCCUCUUUUACCUGAGUGCCCAAUCAGGAAUGUUCAAAGGGGAGGAGUUGUUAUGCGCAUCCCGCGCGACUGGGGUCGUCACGGCGAUGCCUUUUAUUCAGGACUUCUUAUACUCCGUGCCACAGCCAGCUCUGUUCCUGCUGGAUAACUCACUGGAAGUUUAUCUGUGGCAGAGCAGCUCGGCCCAGCACUCGCAGCACCCCCACUGGGACACGGAGAGGAAAUGUGCCAUGGAGACGGCACUUCAGUACUGCAGGGAGAGAAACCCCAGACGACCUCCCAUGGCUUAUUAUCUCAAAGAAGGAGCUGAGCCUCUUACCUUCACUAAUGUUUUCCCAUCCUGGGAGGGACGCGUAACACAGGUGUCCUCAGUGCAGAAGAAGUUAACCUUAGUGCAAGAUGCAUUGGCUCUCCUCAACAGGACUCAGUUCUCUGUGCAGGAUCUUUUAAAGAGACCUUUACCAGACGGCGUGAACCCUCGACAACUCGAGACCUAUCUAUCUGAUCAGGACUUCCAGGUGGUUUUAGGAAUGAAAAGGAAAGACUACAACUCUUUGCCAGAGCUGCAGCAGUUAAACCUGAAAAAGAGCAAAGGCCUGUACUGAAGCGGUGUUUAAAAGACUACUGACCCUGAAGCAGAACUACUGGAGCAGUUUAGAUUUCUAUGUUGUUAAAAGGAAGACUUUUUGUAGUCCAUGUUUAUGAAAUAGUCCUAUUUUCUUGUAAUGUCUCCCCCCUUUCCAUGUACAGUUUAAAAACUAAUUACUGUGUAAGUGUGUGUGUGUGUGUGUGUGUGUGUAUGUUUGUAUCUUGAGUGUGGUCACUUUAGUGCCUUACAGAAAUUCAUCCAUUGAUUUUAGCCAAACAUUCAGAUAUUUAGAGAUGACUGCCUGCCUUACUCAAUCAUCAGUUUUUAAUUUGCUCUCUUACCAGCCAAAGCUUUUCAAUUUUCUUUCGUCGUUAUUCCCUUACUUCAUUUUACCAUAUUACAGUAUCUCAUGUCUAUCACUAACCCUUUUUUUCAGGCAUAGGGAAAAAGUUGUUUUACUGACCUGAAAUUAUAAAUCUGGUUCUUUUAUCAGCUGUAAGAACACAAAUAAACUGGAAUGAAAUGUU